This is a messenger RNA of Dovyalis caffra, 492 nucleotides long. The record is from the annotation of a GenBank genome assembly. NCBI's taxonomy places the organism in Eukaryota, Viridiplantae, Streptophyta, Magnoliopsida, Malpighiales, Salicaceae.
AUGGAUCGGGAGAAGCUUAUGAAGAUGGCCACUGCAGUUCGCACUGGUGGAAAGGGUAGUGUGAGAAGAAAGAAGAAGGCUAUCCACAAGACUACUACUACAGAUGAUAAAAGGCUUCAGAGCACCCUGAAGAGAAUUGGAGUGAGUGCUAUACCUGCAAUUGAGGAAGUCAACAUAUUCAAGGAUGACAUAGUUAUCCAGUUUCUAAAUCCCAAAGUGCAAGCAUCCAUUGCUGCCAACACAUGGGUCGUCAGCGGUGCUCCACAAACUAAGAAAUUGCAAGAUAUUCUCCCUCAAGUUCUCAGUCAUUUAGGACCUGAUAAUCUGGACAACCUGAAGAAAUUGGCGGAACAGAUCCAGAAGCAGGCACCUGGAGCGGGUGCUGCCCCUGCAGAUGCAGCAGCACAGGAUGAUGACGAUGAUGUCCCUGAACUUGUGCCUGGGGAGACCUUUGAAGCUGCAGCAGAGGAGGGUAAAGCUGCUGCUUCUUAG